AUGGCCUUUCUGGCUCUGCAAUCCGGCCGCUCAUCCACAUAUGCUGAAGUGAAGACAGAAAGAGCCACGCAAGCCCCAGCACAUCGCUUCAGGGGAUGCCGACCACAACAUGGAAAAACGAUUCGAGGGAACGAGACCUGCCGGCCUCUGCGUCCCGUGGGUGCCCCAAGGCGGCGGCAACAGCUGCCAGGCCCCAGCAGGGCACAUGGUCCUGCAGCUGUAACACAGGAAAAUUGUAGCCUGAGUGAAGAACCAGAAGGAAACCUCUUGAGUUGCAGUACAUGCAAAAGACCAUAUGAACAGUCUACAAAUGAAGAACACAUUGCAAAGCGUGUAAAACAUGAUGAGGUAUACUCAGUGCCAACAGUCAGUGAAGAUAAAUUUUCGUAUAUGGGUGACUUUGCAGUUGUUUAUACAGAUGGUUGUUGCUCAGGUAAUGGACGUAAUAGAGCACGGGCUGGAAUAGGUGUCUACUGGGGACCAGGCCACCCUUUAAAUACGAGUGAAAGACUUCCUGGACGGCAGACUAAUCAAAGAGCUGAAAUACAUGCAGCCUGCAAAGCAAUUGAACAAGCAAAGAGUCAAAACAUCAAGAAACUGAUUAUCUACACCGAUAGCAAGUUCACUAUUAAUGGUAUUACAAGCUGGGUUGACAACUGGAAAACAAAUGGCUGGAGAACAAGUUCAGGAGGAAGUGUAAUAAAUAAAGAAGAUUUUGAAAGACUUGAUAAUCUAUCAAAAGGCAUAGAAAUUCAGUGGAUGCAUAUUCCUGGUCAUGCUGGCUUCCAGGGAAAUGAAGAAGCUGAUAGACUGGCAAGAGAAGGAGCUAGUAAAUAGAUGUCCUCACGUACUGGGACUAGAGACUGUUGCAGUGGGAGGAAAAGUAGUAACAUAACAUCACAGUGACAACUCAAACUGCUGUAAUUGUUUUGGAGUUGAACUUUGAACUGUACUUCUUUCUGGCUUGAAGUGUUAAAUAUAUACCAACUUCUGGGGAAAAAAAAAAA
Molecule: messenger RNA, 1007 nt
Organism: Chaetura pelagica (chimney swift)
Lineage: Eukaryota; Metazoa; Chordata; Aves; Apodiformes; Apodidae
Gene: RNASEH1
Product: ribonuclease H1
Exons: 8
Coding region: 1-837 (278 amino acids)
Biological process (GO): DNA replication, removal of RNA primer
Molecular function (GO): RNA-DNA hybrid ribonuclease activity; nucleic acid binding
Source: RefSeq, a predicted model, not a curated record